Drosophila obscura is the source of this 1098-nucleotide messenger RNA. Its product is annotated as putative phosphatidate phosphatase. NCBI's taxonomy places the organism in Eukaryota, Metazoa, Arthropoda, Insecta, Diptera, Drosophilidae. Bases 70 to 1098 code for a protein of 342 amino acids. The record is from RefSeq and is a predicted model, not a curated record. Gene Ontology annotation, biological process: signal transduction; phospholipid dephosphorylation; phospholipid metabolic process. Gene Ontology annotation, molecular function: phosphatidate phosphatase activity. The transcript has a single exon.
CAAGCGCCUCCGAAUCGGGGGCUCUGAUUGCUGGGGGCGCUUGCUUGGGCGGGCUAUUCUAUCACUCAAAUGUUACGAUCCGAUCCAGGCCGCAGCUCAGUGAGGCGUAGAACUUCGAACCGGCCGGACGCAAUGAGCUUCAGUUUGCGACUUCGAUCUCCGGUCCGUCUGCUGGUGGACCUGGCCCUGCUGGUGCUGCUCCUGAUCCUUUCGUGGCACUUCAAGCGCUUCUGGUGGCCCACCACACAGCGCGGCUUCUUCUGCAACGAUGAGUCCCUGAUGUAUCCGUAUCGCGAGAGCACCGUCAGCCCCCAGCUGCUGCACUGGCUGGGCGUGCACUUGCCACUGCUGUUCCUGGUCCUGCUGGAGGGCUUCCUGGCCUGGCGCCGUGGCGGAGUCUCCACUUGGCGUCACCUCUGGCCACUGUGGAACACCGUUCGCUGGUUCCUCUACGGACAUGUCUUCAACAGUCUCCUCAAGAGCAUCGGAAAGGAGACCAUCGGCAGACUGAGGCCGCAUUUUUUCGCCGUCUGCCAACCCGUGCUGCCGGAUGGAGGCAGCUGCUCGGAUGUGGCGCAUCGCGGUGGCCUGGUCUAUCACGAGACGUACAGCUGCCGGCCGGAGCUAUCGGCUGCCACCGAGGAGAUGCUGACGAGCUUGCAUGUGUCCUUCCCCAGCGGCCAUUCGGCCAUGGCCUUCUACGGCCUGGUGUUCCUAGCCCUACACUUGCGUCACCGCCGCUGGCCCUUGAGGGGCAGUCUUCUGGGGCCCAUUCUCCAGCUGGGUUGCCUCUGUGUGGCCUGGUUCGUGGCCAUCAGCCGUGUCAUGGACUACAAACACCAUUGGUCGGAUGUUGUGGCCGGUUCGCUGCUGGGUGCCGUCGCUGCCUUUGUGGUCGUCCAGGCGGCCAAGUUCGAGGAGGCGGCACACAGCCACAGCCACAGCAUCACCAAAGUGGCGGCAACAAAUGCGAAUGGAAAUGAGAAGGAGGGCCUGGGACUGGGACUGGGACUGGCAGUGGCAGUGGCAGAUGAAGCAGGAAGGAGCCCGCAGCUGGCGCAUGAUUUGUGCCUGGUUACGUGUCAGAGCUCUAAUUAG